Molecule: messenger RNA, 651 nt
Organism: Rotaria socialis
Lineage: Eukaryota; Metazoa; Rotifera; Eurotatoria; Philodinida; Philodinidae
Source: the annotation of a GenBank genome assembly
AUGACCGGUCGAAAAGCAGCUCCAGCUUCGGCGACGACAACGAAAACGGGUACAACAGCUGGUCGAGUCAUAAAAAAAGAUAAAACAAAAAAUCAAAUGCGUGAUUUACGUAUUAGAAAAUUAUGUUUAAAUAUUUGCGUCGGUGAAUCUGGCGAUCGUCUUACACGUGCAUCGAAAGUACUCGAACAAUUAACUGGUCAAACGCCAGUGUUUUCAAAAGCACGUUAUACAGUUCGUUCAUUCGGUAUUCGUCGUAACGAAAAGAUCGGUGUCUUUUGUACUGUACGUGGCGAAAAAGCUAAAGAAAUCUUAGAAAAAGGUCUCAAAGUUAAAGAAUACGAAUUACACAAAGGCAACUUCAGCGAAAUGGGUAACUUCGGAUUUGGUAUUCAAGAACAUAUCGAUUUAGGUAUCAAAUAUGAUCCAUCGAUUGGUAUCUACGGUAUGGACUUUUAUGUUGUACUCGGUCGUGGCGGUUUCGAUAUUGGCAAACGUAAACAUAAGAAAGCACGUAUUGGUGCUUCACAUAGAAUAACAAAAGAUGAAGCUAUUAAAUGGUUUCAACAAACCUACGAAGGUGUUAUCAUGCCAGGUGGUAAAACUAAGAAAUCUGGCGGUGGUGGUCAUCACAAACGUGGCAAGAAGAAAUAA